Molecule: messenger RNA, 1574 nt
Organism: Myripristis murdjan (pinecone soldierfish)
Lineage: Eukaryota; Metazoa; Chordata; Actinopteri; Holocentriformes; Holocentridae
Gene: sgca
Product: sarcoglycan, alpha
Exons: 11
Coding region: 231-1400 (389 amino acids)
Cellular component (GO): sarcoglycan complex; membrane
Molecular function (GO): calcium ion binding
Source: RefSeq, a predicted model, not a curated record
GCCUGCAAUUACAACAAUGCAAACCUAACCCUUCAAAACCAGAGAUAAUUGCACUAGUCAUAAAAAAAAAAUAUCAGCGCACAAAACUGGAACACACUCCAAUCCAUGCACAGACAGACAAGCACCCUUACGGAUGUUAUGAGGUGAGAAGGGCAAAAAUAGCAGUGAAGUGUCUGUAGCUGGGACCAAGCCCUGUCCGCUUGGCUCUGUCAAUCACAGGCCAAAACAACAUGGCAGGCAACAGGAGCUGGACCUUCUUUUUAACAGUUUGUGCUGUCAGUGUGUUGGGGGCCGAUGCAGAAAUCAAAUUUUCCAUUCCGGUGGGAAAGCUAUUUACACAUGAGCUGAUGAGGGAGACUUUCCAAAAUGACUUUGAACCUUUGUCAAAACUCUAUGCCGGCCGAUUGUAUGAUGACCCCAUGGUUUUUAAGUGCAACCUGCAGAACUUCCCAGACCUCCCAGAGUGGCUCCGCUUCACCCAAAGGCACCCCUAUGAUAAUGGCUUCCUAUAUGGCACACCAACAGCCCCAGGCAAAAGUAUAAUUGAGAUUCAUGCCAUCAACAAAAGAAGCUAUGAAACAACCAGACAGUUACUCAUAAUAAAUGCUGUUGCAGAAAAGAGGUUGCCCUUCCAAGCCGAGUUCUUCAUCAAGCUGAGGGAUAUUGAGAGGGUGCUGCCCUCUCCUGUUCAGGAUGAGAUAAAGCAGGACCUGCAGAGGCUGUGGAAGACAGAGGCACUGGAAAUUGUCAAUAUUACCAAUGCCCUUGACCGUGGCGGAAGAGUUCCCCUUCCUCUUGCAGGGCACUUUGAGGGUGUAUAUGUGAAGGUGGGCUCGGAGCAGUAUUUCUCGGAUUGUCUUUUGAUGGUGCUCACAGCCGAGCACCAAAAGCAGUGCAAGGCAGGGGCCAAAACCAGGAUCCCAGGGGAGUGCAACUUCUGCAGCAUACCUAGCAACUGUAUCACCUGGUGCAAGAUUGAGCUGUUUGAUCUGUCAAGGCAAGCGCCGCCUCCACCUCCACCCACCAUGGGCCCGGGGAUUUUGGAGGCCGGGGGUGAAUUCAAUCCUCCUGAGUCUCCCCCCAGCAGGGAUUAUUUCCCAGACUACAUAGUGACAGUGAUUGUGCCCCUGAUCUUGGCCAUCAUCCUGUGUGCUCUGCUGGCCUACAUCAUGUUCUGCCGAAGAGAGGGAGUUGCGCGAAGGAAUGACAAGACAGACCAAAUUCAGCUGUACCACCACCACACCAUUCAUGGGGACACCGAGGAGCUGAGGAGUAUGGCUGGAUGCCGUGGUGUACGCCCACCCAUGUCCACUUUUCCCAUGUUCGACGCCCGCACUGGGCAGAGUGCUCCCCCUCUGCACUCUGACAGCAUCCCUCUCAUCAUGCCCCAGCAGAAGUAAGAACAGCGAUGGACAAACAUGAACGCUGGAUGUGGUUUCAUUAUUUUUUUAAAAAAAUUGUAUUCAGAGGUUGCAGUGUGAGGUUUUUUCCUGAUAUUGACAAAUUAACAUUACCUGGUUUCUUGCUAUGUUAACUGUCAAUGCAGUGUAUGACUGUCCAUAUUCCAUAUUGCA